Solanum tuberosum (potato) is the source of this 3130-nucleotide messenger RNA. Its product is annotated as protein LONGIFOLIA 1. Lineage: Eukaryota; Viridiplantae; Streptophyta; Magnoliopsida; Solanales; Solanaceae. The transcript is spliced from 5 exons. Gene Ontology annotation, biological process: regulation of monopolar cell growth. The record is from RefSeq and is a predicted model, not a curated record. Bases 425 to 2824 code for a protein of 799 amino acids.
CACAAAACAAUGAUACCCCACCCCCUAUUACUCACUCUCUUUCUCUUCUCUAUCUCUCUCCUCUCCCCCUUUGUUUUCUUCCUCAAAUCGUUUGGGAACUUCCAUAGCUAAACAUAUUUGCCUGUAACUCUAUAAACUUAGCCACAUAUAUAAUCACUACUAAUAGCCAUGAAUGACCACUUCCUUUUCUUGAAUAGUCUACUCUCUUUACACUGUCUUUCCAGUUUCAGAUCUGUGUAGCUCUCUGUUUUGAAGCUUCAGACAUGAUUUUCUUGCUAUUUCCCCAAUUGGGUUCCUUUCUUUUUGGAAAUUAAUCUCACCCAUCUUCUCAUUGAAUUGGUCAAAAAAAAAAGUUUCACCUAGAAAAUAAGGUCAAGUUUCUGUAAAGGAGUAGAUCCAAAAAAAAAGUCUAUCUGGUGGCAAUAUGGAUGGUAUGGAUGAUAGGAGAAUGGGUUGUAUGGGUGGAUUUCUUCAGCUGUUCGAUCGUAAUCACAUUUUAGCCGGGAAGAGACUCUAUGCUACGAAACGUUUGCCACAUUUUACGGUUCCUGAUGAUGUGUCUGAGUCCGAUAAGUUUAGUGCAUCACCGGCAGUUUCAAAGGAGCUUGGGAAACCACAGCCAAGUCUGGAUCAGUCCAAGCAGGCAGCAGUAGAGGUCAUUUCUGUUGAGCCAGCUGUUCCUGUCUCGGUAGCGGUAGCGACACCGCCAAAGUCACCGCUCCCGCUCCCUCUUCCAAUAAUUGAAGUAAAAGAAGGGACGAGGUCUUCGUGGAAGUUUUGCAAAGAAGCUCCGAGGCUCUCAUUGGACAGUAGAGCUGUUGUUGAUGCUAAAGGAAGUCUUCGACCGAGGGGUUCAGUUCUAUCAGCUAACAGAGGUGAGAACACAGAGGAUGGAGUAGUAGCUGAUUGUGACGACAAUCAACGUCCAUGCCCGAGUGUCAUUGCAAGGCUAAUGGGACUUGAACCAUUACCCCAAUCAAACAAUGAAACUCUGCCAAAAUCAGAGUUGAGAAGAUCUGCAUCAGAAUCCAGAGUUUCAAGAGAUUUGUUUAAUGGCCGUUAUGUGGAUGGAAACCAUGUGGAUUUCAUAGAGCUAAACAAUACUCGAGCUAAUGUAUCAAACAAUGCAAUGAAAGACAAUGCAACGAAUGAACGUAGAAGCACAAUGCCAAAUGCAAGAUCUACGGACCAGAUGGGUUAUCCUCUGAAGAAUGAGAACACUGAAAGACCAAAGGCUUCAAACAGAAGUUUAACUUCAUCGCCGUGGAAGUCACCUCAGCACAGGAAGUUUUUCUUCGAUACAGCAGACAUUUUCCCGGAGCCAAAGCAGACGGUCUCACUCUAUGGUGAGAUUGACAAGAGACUGAAGAUGAGAGGAAUUGACGAGCCUUCUAAAGAUCUCGAGACAUUGAAGCAAAUCCUUGAGGCUUUGCAACUCAAAGGGCUCCUUCAUAACAAAAGACCGUCCGAGCAGAUUGGCCACCGGAAUUUUGUAUAUGAUCCUACUUUAUCAUCUGAUGAGUCCCCAAUAGUCCUUAUGAGGCCUUCGAGAUCAGUUUCACCAAGCCAUAGAAGAAUGGCAAAUGGUACAUCCCCUUCAAGUUUGAGAAGCCGAAAUGUCAUUGGUCGGAGACCCAAUCUUUCUAGUGAAAGCCUUCCAUCUGUGAGCCCAUGUCGGGAACGGCCUGCUUCUGAACGAAAUGCUCGGAGUCCACUAAGAUCUAGAGAUUCCAGCUCACCAACUCAAAGAGAAAACAGUGUGAGGCUUUCUAGUUCUGUGGCCAAACCAAAGAAUCUGAAUGUUGAUAGUCGUAGAAGAGCAGGAGAGCCAAUUGAGAAUCGAAGAGUUUCUCCAGUACAAUCACCGAAGCUUAGUUCGAGGAGAAACAGUUUGGAGCAUAAUGGCUCAAAGGUAUCACCUAGAAACAAAAGAGAAACGACAGAGAGUAAGCAGAAAGAGAAGAUCACAACGUUUGUUACAGAGGACGAGUCAUCUUCCAUUUCUGAAAGCACUGUUAGCUCAUCUUUCCAAAUUGAUGCGGAGAGAUCAAAUUUGGAGGAUUACAAUGAAGGAAGGAGCCUUUUGGAAAGGUGCGAUAAGCUUCUUAAUAGCAUAGCAGAGAUGACAGCCCCUGAAUCACAACCGAGUCCGGUGUCAGUUCUUGACUCAUCAUUCUACAGGGACGACUCGCCAUCCCCUUCACCUAUUAUGAAAAGGAACAUCGAUUUCAAAGAUGUUUCAGGGGAAUCGGAGGAAGAAAUAUGGCUCUCAUCAUUUUCACCUGUCCGAUCAAAGUCUAACGAUUCAACGGAUGACUCUCAUCUUGGUUACAUUUCGGACAUCCUUAGAGCUUCCUGUUAUCUGCCUGAAGACUCUGAUAUAUUUUUAUUAUUGGAGAAGCAGCAAUAUCUCAAAGGAAAGGACACCUCCAAGGUCUCCAGACUCCAACGGAAGCUGAUCUUCGACACUAUAACUGAAAUUCUUGAUAGAAACAGACAACUACCUCCAUGGAAAGCAUUUUCCUGGUCAGGUUCAUCUAUUGCAAAGCCAUCACUUGAAGGCAUUUGGACCGAGUUCCAAAGAAUCCAAGAAAGGGAAAGUGGUAACAAUUUGGUUGAGAUCAUCUGUGAAGUUCUCAAGAAAGACCUGGCUCAAGACACUGUCAAUGGUUGGGGAGACUGUCCGGUUGAGAUGUCCGAGGCAGUUUUGGACAUGGAAAGGCAGAUAUUCAAGGAUUUGAUAGUCGAAACGAUCCAAGACCUUGCUGUGAUUGGCUUCAAAACUACCCUCUUAACCGCUUCCCGUAGGAAGUUAGUUUUCUAAAGCUCACAAGGAUUAUUUUCAUGUCCAAGCUUCCUUGUUUUCGUGUUUUUUUUUUCCCUUUUUAAUUUGUUUUACCACUUUUUAGGUUUUGGUUCCUAUUGAUUCUUGACUACCUAGGAAGGGUACUAAGGUGUUGUAAUAGUAGUCACUUCCCAAGAUUGUAAAAAAAGGGAAGUGUUGUUAGACUGGACCAAGUUUGGAAAUCUUUUUUUUUUCAUGUGAAAUGCAAAAAAGUUUGAGUUAGUUGGCAGAAAUAAUUAGUUAUCAUGUGAUUUGAGUAAAUCAAAUUUGACCCUUUUUGGAAAA